Messenger RNA from Rhipicephalus microplus (southern cattle tick), 1005 nucleotides. Its product is annotated as glutathione peroxidase-like. NCBI's taxonomy places the organism in Eukaryota, Metazoa, Arthropoda, Arachnida, Ixodida, Ixodidae. The record is from RefSeq and is a predicted model, not a curated record.
CAACGGACAUGCGCUUACAUGCAUGCCGAGCACAAGGUCGCAGACAGGCAGAGGCAACGGUGUUCUGUGGAGGCAACUCACCAGUUGAGCGACGUACUACGCGACGCCGACCCAGCUUUGCGUUGUUGUGCUAGACUGCACAAGCAAUACGGGAGAGAAAGCGUGCCCACGAGGCAUUGGUUUAUCACCAUGCUUUCUGCUCUUUCUACUCGCCUUGUGGACGCGUCAAGGCUAGGAGCUGUGGUGCUAGCCCGCAAGACCAUGGCGACCGCCGACGACAGUUGGAAGGACGCGUCCUCCAUCUAUGACUUCUCGGCCGUUGACAUCGAUGGAAACGAAGUUUCUCUCGAUAAAUACAAAGGUCAUGUGGCACUCAUUGUUAAUGUUGCAUCCAAGUGAGGAAAGACCAACAAGAACUACACGCAGCUUGUUGAACUUCACGAAAAGUAUGCAGAGUCCAAGGGUCUCCGCAUUCUCGCUUUUCCCUGCAACCAGUUCGGGGGUCAGGAGCCUGGCACUGAGGCAGACAUAAAGAAGUUUGUGCAGAAAUACAACGUGAAGUUCGACAUGUUCAGCAAGGUGAACGUCAACGGGGACAAAGCGCACCCUUUGUGGAAGUACCUCAAGCAGAAGCAGUCUGGGUUCUUAACGGACAGUGCCAUCAAAUGGAACUUCACGAAGUUCGUUGUUGACAAGGAAGGUCAGCCUGUUCACCGCUAUGCACCCACGACUGAUCCUCUGGACAUUGAACCAGAUCUCCUGAAGCUCUUCUGAGCUGUCAACAGCUGGCACGCUGAGGUGUCUGCAAACGUGGACUGCUUCCUGGGCAAGAGACCUUAUGACGGGCAAUCUACAAACCGUAAUUUGCGGCUGGCUUGCCCUGAUGUUUUUCCAGUCUUGAGUCGAGAAAGAAGACGCCUUUGCCGGAACUUCGGCAAGCCUUGCUUUUGAUGCUGUGAGCCCAAAUAAUCUUGAUCAAAUAAAGCCUAGUUUCACUCGGUCUCA